AUGGCGGCGAGGUGUGCGUGGCUGCUGGUGGCCGUUCUGGCGGCAUGCGUGGGCAGUGCGGUCUCCGAUUCGGAGUGCGGGGGAUACGCCUGCCCUGAGUACGAUGUCAUCGACGUGCUGCACGGGGACGUUGAGAUCCGGAGAUACAAGUCAGGCAUGUGGGUGAAGUACCCAGUCCCGGGCGAUGAUUUCAUCUUCAUGGCGGAGUACGGGGACGAGAAACUGUCCGGCUAUUUCGCGGGCGAAAACUACGAGCACAAGGAGGUCGCAGUGUCUUCACCCCUCAAGGUGGACUUCAACGUGUGGAAUCUGGGGGAGCAGAGAUAUGCUGCCUAUUGGCUGCCUGAAGCAGAAGAGAGCCUCCCCCCCGCCGCUGUGCCCCCCGCCCGUGUCGACAAGCACGGCGAGAAAUUCAUCUUUGUGAAGAAGUACAAUGCCACCCAUGACUUCCGGGCUGUGCUCAAGGAGGUGGCCUCCGGCAUGGUGGACCUCACCAUCGACGGGUCGCCGUUCGACUUGAACGAAGUUUCCAUCGCGAUGUACGACUAUCCCAAGGGGGGCUCCGGCGAGAGGCAGGAGGACGAGAUCUGGUACACGCGGACGUUCAAGCACUGGGACAGCCCUGACGUGCCGGUGCUGAGGGAGAUAGCCGAAAAGUUCAGGCGGGCUUUCUGA
Ostreobium quekettii is the source of this 675-nucleotide messenger RNA. The record is from the annotation of a GenBank genome assembly. Lineage: Eukaryota; Viridiplantae; Chlorophyta; Ulvophyceae; Bryopsidales; Ostreobiaceae.